Messenger RNA from Acanthamoeba castellanii str. Neff, 609 nucleotides. RefSeq lists its product as uncharacterized. Bases 1 to 609 code for a protein of 202 amino acids. Lineage: Eukaryota; Discosea; Longamoebia; Acanthamoebidae. The record is from RefSeq and is a predicted model, not a curated record. The transcript has a single exon.
AUGCUCCUGCUCAUCAACCGCAACACUGGACAAGCCUACUUCUUUGAGCCCAACGGCGACGUGUUGAUGGAACACUACAGGAAACUCUACGCGCUCAUCACACUGCCCAACACCUACCAUGCUCUUGUCACAUACAGCGGUCCGAAGCCAUCAGAGUGGUGUACAACCACCUUCAUAAGGGACACCAUUGAUGGGUUCAGGCCACAGGCCAUGCAGGGGCCAAAGGAAACCCUGCUCAGGCACAACAAUGGCACUUGCUUGGCCUGGACGACGCUCUUCUACCACCUCUUCAUACUUCACCCCAAGCUCAGCCCCAACGAACUUCUGGAGCGCAUGCUGGCGCCGAAACAGCGGAUGCACUUGGGCACCAUUGUCGCUCGCUACUCGAUGUACAUGAUCGACCAACUCGAUGACAUGCUCUCCGACAGCAACGGUGAAGACCUGGACGUGGCCAAGAUCGAGCGAUUGCGCAAAAAGGCCAAGGCCAACCUCGAGGAAUUGACGCAAAAGUGCAACGAGUUGCUGCUCAAACAGCGCCAGAUAGCCAAGAAGCAGGUGUGCGUGGGUGUAGAAAAGGCCAGCAAGUAUUUGCUGAACGAGUGUGUAUAA